This is a messenger RNA of Emiliania huxleyi CCMP1516, 3948 nucleotides long. RefSeq lists its product as hypothetical. The transcript is spliced from 4 exons. The coding region runs from base 1 to 3948 and encodes 1315 amino acids. The record is from RefSeq and is a predicted model, not a curated record. Lineage: Eukaryota; Haptophyta; Isochrysidales; Noelaerhabdaceae.
AUGAGCAGCCGAUCCGAGGUGGGUGCCGACCUUCGCCGCGUGCAGGACGGGGCGAGAGACGCGCCGCCCGCGAAGCGCGCCCGCGGCGACGAGCCAGAGCCGGCGGCGCACACCAGCGAGGCCACGAGCCCGCACCGCGUCCCGUCGGAGCUCAUGUCGGCGGUCCCUGCUGGAGAAGAGAGGGGGGCGGCGGGCGCGCGGCAGCUGCGUCUGGUGUGCCUUCUCGAGAGCCUGGUUGAGCGGUGCGAGCCCCCCUACCCCAAAGGUGGGCGGCAGACGUGGGCGGGCACCGACGUGGAGCGACGCCUCCUGCUUCACGCGUUCGCUCGCCUUGCCCAGUCCGUGCAAACCUGCGAAAUCGAAGCGCACGCGCUGUGGUUCGACAAGGCAGAGCGGCUCGGCAGGGUGCUCAUGCUCACUUCGCGUGCCCUUGGCGCCGAGGAGGCGUGCGCUGCGCUGGCGACGGCGUGCGGACAGACGCCAAAGGCGCGCUGGUACGCAACCACGUUUUCCCGUUUCGCCGCCUGCUUCGUCGCCCUGCACCCGGGCCACGCGUGCGAGCGCGGACAGCGCAGAGACGGCACGCAGGGCGCAGCUGCAAUGUCUUGGUCCCAUCUCUACAGCAUGUUUGGCAUAGCCGCAGGGUCGCGGGGCGAGCCUGCAAAGCUGGCUGCAUACGUCUGGGCGGCCGCGGACCACAUUGCCAGCCGCGUGGACGCGGAGCGGAGGCUGAGCGAGGACGCGGAGGGAGGCGAGAUGGCACCGGCGGGGCUGCUCGCGCGCCAGCGCAGCGCCGUCGCGGGCGCCGACUUUGACUCCGCGGUGGCCGAGGGCGGCGGCGUCGACGAGCUCCUGCUGCUUGUCGGCCGGGCGCCGCACGGGCAGCACUCCAAGCUCGCGCCGGCCUUCCUGUCGGCGCUGCAGCAGCUGCUGCUGCCUCCCGAGGCGGCGCCUCCGAUCAUCGCGCAGAUGCCCGCAGCCUUUGCGGGGGCCUUAGCCGGGCACUUGGAGGAGCAGCUGCGGUCCGCGGCUUGCGCGCUCCCGCCGCACGAGCUCGAGGCGGUGCUGCUGCUGGGAGAGGAGCCCCAGCGGCCCAUGCCCGAGCCGCCCCUGUCUGCAGAGGCGGCCUCCCUCGCCUCCACCCUGCGCGCUCUCGCCGUGGCCGGAGGCCGCCAGCGCGACGGCUCCGCAGAGGGCCGGGUGCUCUGCAGCCAAGCGCUGGCCGCGUGCCGCACUCUUCUGCUGACGCGGCGGCUCGAGGCUUGUGCCACGGACCCCUCAACACUCCUUCCGCUACUCGCCGCGCUGCCACGGGGCCUCCACUCUAAGAACGCGGCCGCCGACCGCUGCGGCGCGGCCAACCCCCACCGGCUGAGCGAGUACACCCUCGCGAAGUACCUCCUGCGCCUGCGACAGUCGCUAAGCGAGGUGGAGCUGGCGCAGUUGGACCGGAGCGGGCAGGGGGCUCACCUCGACCGACUCGGCCGCCGCUCUCGGCCGUUCGGUGUGGCCGCGGAGCAGCUUCGCGCCGCCGCCGCUUCCGCGUGGGCGGAGGAGGUGAUGGAGGAAGCCGAGGCGGAGGCGAGGCGGGCGGCCGAGGAGGAGCAGGCCUCGCUCGUGGCGGCGCGGGCGGCGAUCCUCGCAACGGCGGCGCGGGAGCCGGGAGCGGAGGAGGAGGAGGGGGAGGGGGAGGAGGGAGGGGACCGCGUGGCCGCGCGGUGUCACGCGGCCACCCGCAGCUUGGCGCUGCGGGAGGCGGCGGGGGCGCGCGCGAGGGCGGUGGAGGCGGCAGCGGCGGCGGCUGGGGUGGCGCGCCGGUGGGUGGAGGCAGCAGCGGCCGAGGGGGACGUGGCCGAGGGGGACGCCUCCGCGGGCGACGCCGCCGCCUCGCCGCCAGAGGGGCCGGCGCCGGGCGGGCCGGGUGGCGAGGUUGCGGCGGGCGGCGUGGCGAGCGGGCCGCCGGCCGAGGUGGCCGAGGCGGCGCGGCUGGCGGCGGCGGCGCGGCGGGCGGCGGACAUGGCGCUGGCGGUCGCAAACAUCCUGGAGCCCCGCGUGCUGCUGGCGCUCGCGCCCGCAGCGCACGCGGCGGCGUACGCCGCGGUGCGGCGGGAGCUCGUCGAGGCGGCGCUGGGCGUGACGGUGGAGGAGGCGGGGGCACUCCUCGCCGGGCGAGGCUCGCACGCCGCGCUGGCCGCGGCGCUCCGGCUGCCCCGGCACGUGGCGGGCGGUGCCCCGGCGCACGUGAGGUCGAUCGCGGCGGCGCUCGGCGAGCUGCGCCGCCGCGUCGAGGCGGAGCUGCUCGGCCGCGGCUCCGUCGUCGAGGCCGCGCGCCGCGGGUCGUUUGCCGCCGCGCUCGCCGCGGCGGGCUCGCUCUCGAGGAGCGACGCGCUGCGGCUGCUCGCCGACCCGCCGCUGACGGGCGACGCGGAGGGCGGAGCCGCCGCGGCGGUGGAGGCGGCGCUCGCCGAGCUCGAUGCCGCCGGGACGUGGCUCGGCGGCGGGCUGCGGCAGGAGCUGCGGCAGGCGCUGGCCGACCGCGCCGUCGAGGAGACCGGCCUCGAGGAACUCGCCGCGCUGCUCGAGAACACUGCCGUCAGCGGGGCGGCCAGCUUCGCCGUCGUCGACGCCGCGAGGGAGGCGCUCACAGACCCCGGCGCUUGGGCAGCCCAAAUGAUGAGGAAGGCCGCCGCGGGUGAGGGAUGCCCGCCUGCCGCGGUGGCGGCGGCGGGGCGGGCUGCCGCCGCCGCGGCGCGCGGAGGGUCACCCAAUCCGAUGGCGGCGGGCCGGGCGGCGGCGGCCGCGGCGGCUGCGGCGGCGGCGGUGGAGGAGGCGGCGGAGGAGGCGGCGGAGGAGGCGGCGCUGAGGGAGGAGCCGCUGAUCGCGGCGGGCGCAGCGGCGGGCGCCGCCGUGGCAGCAGGCCACGGCGUGGAGGUGGCAGCAGCAGCCGGCGCGGCGGCGGCGCGCGUCGCGCGGGAGGUGCUACGUCUCCUGUCCGUCGAGGCUGCGCAGGCCGGGGCCGAGGCGGCGGGAGCCGCCGCAGCCGCUGCCGGCGGCGCCGCGACCGACGGCGCCGCCGCUCGGCUGGCUGGCUUGCAGGCCGCGGUGCGGACCGAGGCUCUGAUCGUCGCCCACGGCAGCUGCCUCGGUCACGCUGCUGCCGCCGCGGCGGGCGAGGCGGCGGCUGCUGCCCUGCAGCUCGCGCUGGAGGUGGCACUCGGCGAGGCGGUGCGGCAGGCGCUGGCCGCUGGAGAGGCUGCCGGCGCGUUGGCGCAGAGCGAGAUCGGCGAGGAGGAGACGACGCGGCUGCAGCGCGAGCACGCGGCUGCAGACCAGCGGGUGGACAUCGGCAUCUACUUCAGAGCGGUGGAGCCCGGCGACAACCACCCAGACGAGGGCUUCUUCCCCGGCGCGCCGCUCGCGACUCGCAGCGUGGCGUAUCACUGUGGGAAUGGCGCAGGGUGGCGCUGGGGCGAGAAGACACGAGCCUGCCCGCGCCGCCUCGUGAAUUCGCAGUACAUCUCCGUCACACCCAACGCGCUCCGGGCACUGUGGAUGCUGAUGCGGCUCGCGAGGAGGUGGGGGCAGCGCGGCCGCUGGCUCUACCGGCUGGACCACCUGGACAAGAUCCCUAACCUGAAGAUCAUCCACGCGCACAGCGACGAGGCGGCGCAGGAGGCGGGUCUGACGGGCGCUGCGCACGGCUACGCGACUCGGCUCGAGGAGGCGGUCUUCGUGUGCAACUCGGCCUCGCCGGAGGCGCGCAAGGCCUUCCAUGUGCCGCCGGAGGCGUACGCGAAGGUGCGGCGCAUGUACGUCGGGCUGCACGAGUUUUCCCUCCACCAGCGCACGCACCCGCACUUCAUGCGCCCCUCAUGGGAGUGGUUGGAUGCGACCCCGCCCGCGCUGUUGCGGCGGGUGCAGGAGUUCGCGUCCCCUCAAAUCGUCUAG